Messenger RNA from Schistosoma rodhaini, 4458 nucleotides. The record is from the annotation of a GenBank genome assembly. NCBI's taxonomy places the organism in Eukaryota, Metazoa, Platyhelminthes, Trematoda, Strigeidida, Schistosomatidae.
AUGCAUUUUAAAUUAAACAUUGAAUCAAUUAUAUAUUCAAUUGUAGAAAAAUUCGAAAGAACACUUCAUACAUUCAAGAUGUUUCAGUUGAACUAUUCUGUAAAAAGAUCUUUGUAUUCAUAUCAGAAAAUUAAUCAUCAAAUAAAUAGUGCUUUAAUUAAAAAGUCAUUUAUAAUAUCAAUGUUGGUGAGUUUGAUACUGAUGGAAAUUUCAGCAGUUGUCACUCCACCUUUCUGGAUGCCUUCGGAGAGUUGGUCUAGUUGUUCUGAAGAGUGUGGUGAUGGUGUUGAAGUACGUCAAUUUUUAUGUGUUCAAAACGAUCAUUACAAUGCUACUACGCUGUUGGAUGAAUCACAAUGUGAACAUUUACCCAAUCCAAGUGCACAGAAUACAGAGAACAAUCAAAGAGCAUGUAAACUCGGUCCAUGCGGUAAAGGAUAUCGAUGGAGAGUAUCUAACUGGGGACAUUGUUCACAAACAUGUGGUGGACUUGGCAUAAUGUCUCGUGAUGUACAGUGUGUUUAUUCAGGCAAAGAUGGUGAUCUUGUGAUAUCAGAUUUUGAUGCAUCUUAUUAUUGUGGUAAUUAUCGUCAACCUGAGAGACAUGCAUCGUGCAAUCGAUUUGCAUGUAAGCCUGAAUUUGUCCCAGAAAAAUGGGGUAAGUGUAUCCAAAGUGAUCCAUGUCGUCCAGGCAGACAAGUACGUCAACUAUCGUGCAUUUCUGUACAAGUUAAUGGAUCACUUCGCGAAUUGCCAAUGGCAGCUUGCUAUAUGUCUGGGAAAGCAAUUCAACCAACAUGGCGUCGAUGUUUUGAAGAAAGUUCAAGAAAAUGUGACAGCAAACCACCAAUGAUUAAUACUGACACUUUAACUAUUGUUCAGAUGAGAAAAGUGAAAGUGAUUGAUUUAAAAGUCGGCCAGCAAGCAUUCGUAAUACCAUUUACCCGUGUAACUGUACGAUGUCCUGUACAAUAUUUUACAGCACAAGAAUUACAAUGGGCUAACCCAAACCAUGGAAUAUUAGCCUAUACUGGAGCAAUAUCUGAUAGAAUAAGGGUAGAUAAACGAGGAAGGCUACACAUACGAAGUUUCCGUCUCAUUGACGAAGGUGACUGGACGUGCAUAGCUGGUUCAAUGAAUGCCACAGUCACAUUAACAGCUAGAACUCCAGCAGCAGGGUUUCAUGAUUGGGUGCAAAGAAACAGAUUAUGGACCAAGGGUAUGCUCAGUGAUGAUCCUAAGGCAAUAGCUGUAAAUCAUGAAAUUAUUCAAUGGGUUGUUGGACCAUGGAGUACAUGUUCUACAAGUUGUGGCCAAACUGGACAACAAUUUCGUGUCGUCAGAUGUGAAAAAGUUGAUAGUCGAUUCUAUCAAAUACUGAAUGAUCAAGUAUGCAUUGAUAAACUAUUGCCAAAACCACCAAGUACACGAAAGUGUUUGGAAAGUAACAAAUGUCCAGCAUGGUUCGUUGAAAACCGUGAUACAUCUGUUUGUACAGAUCGGUGUUUAGAUGUUGGUAAAGGUUCAAUUAGUGGAAAUUUAGUCUGUAUGAUUGGUGAGAGAACCGUCGCCACAAAAUAUUGCGAUAAAUUAGAUAAACCAAACAUGGAAUGUGAAAACCCUAUAUGUCAAGUACGAUGGAACGUCAGUAAUUGGUCUCAAGUAAGUUAGUUGUUAUCAUCGUCACCUUUCUAAUGAAUCUGAUUAUCAAUAUAAGCCGAUCCCUUAAAAGUCAACCAGAGAAUUUCUAAUUUGAAAUAACUAAAUUGUAUUGGGCCUUUAAACAAAAAUCUUAUCGGGUGCAUGUACAUAUAAUGUAGGAAACAGAGUCACCCCUACGCAUAUUUACCAGCUUAAAAGUGCCUGGGAAGUUCGUUGUACAAUCAGAGAAAUACAUAAUCGAAUUCCUAAACAUCACCAUUCAAGGUUGAUUAGAAUCUUGAAUAAAACGAUGAGGCUCUAUUCUGGAGUAGUUAUUUAAUGUUCAUGACAAAAUAGAUUCUGGGCAUCUACUUGAUUCCGAGAAAUUUUACUUACGCUACUCAACUUUGUUCAAUCUAAAUUUCUAAUUUUAUGAUUAUUGGUCCUAAGUAAACUGGUUUACCAAUCUAAUUAUCUUUGCAUCCGUUUCAUCAGUACUAUUACUACAAAUAACAGUAGAUCCUUACAUUAAGAUCAUAUAUUUCAAUUUUAUUCAAAUCUAUUCCUAGUCUUGUGCGACCAGCUGCAAUAAUCAGUUGAUUAUAUAACUUUGUUUUCAUUUAUAUCUUGCAAACAUUACCUAACUGAUUAUUAUACUUAGAGAAAAUAUUGAGAUACCUUAAUAGUAAAAAUAAUGAUUUAUUAUUUAUAUCCAAUGAAAGGAAAAUUAAACUUCUGACGUUUCUCAGGUUAGUCUAAGUUACUUCUUCAGAGUGCAUUGUAGAAUCAUUUAUUUGGUAUUCAUUUUAUACUUAUUUGUAAAACCUGUAGAUUAGUUGACAGCCACGAUGAGGAACUAAUUGAAAAGGAAAAUAUAUUCCCUCAACUCGUAUUCUUUAAUGUUUGAAAUGCAGAUAAUCAUAGCGAUAGUAGUAAAAAUAAUAAACACUCAGUGUAUUACUUUCUUUAGUCAAUGAAUGAAAAAGUUGUAUGAUAAUCAAAUACUUUCUGUUAAGUUGUCAAAAAGGUCAAUUCAACUUAGAUCUCUUCGCAGAUGCUAUCGACAAAUUAUUCGAGAAAAAUAAAGUAUGUGCACCAUAGUAAAUCCGUCAACAAAUCUGUGAAGAUUUAGUGAUUUAAGCAGUUCGAAUAUGAUGCACUCAGCUACAAUCUAAUUCGAAAAACAAUUGAGACAAAUUAUAGAUUAGCAAAAAUACACUAUCUUAUUUACAUUUUCAAGUUUUUUCAUUGUCAUAAAGUAUUACUAGUUAAAUUAAAGCCAGUUGGAGUUAUAUUAUUGGAAAAAGUACGACGUUUAUUUUUAUUUCAGUGCUCACGUUCAUGUGGUGGAGUUGGUGUUCAAGCUAGACACCUUCUGUGUACUUGGUCACAUAAUGGUGAAUUGGCAGGUUCAUUGUGUUAUUCCCACCAACUUGCUAUUCCAGAUGUGAUACGAUCAUGCGAAGUACCUCCAUGUAAAUUAGGUAAGUGGAAUGAAUCAGUUCACUGUUUUGUUAAGUGGCAAUAACGUCAAAAGUAAUUAGAACCAAAACACAGACUUAUCGAAACAUGUUAUUGAACGGAAAUAAACAGAAAUUGAAACCCUAGAUUGAGACCAUCAACUAAUUUUUGAAGACACUGACAUGUUUCGACAGACUUAUUAAGUGGUUGCGUUCUGAAUUCCAUCACCUCAUGUGAUAUUUGAACCAGUUAUUCUUAUGUCAUAUCGAAAUACGCCGUCUUUUAUGCCUGCACCUUGAACUAUAACGAACAACGAACAGGUCUGAUCAAUGCUUUGAAGUCUCGAUAUUGAUAUACAUAUCCCAAUAGCCUGCAUCCACAACUCCAAUGGGAUACUUAAGACUUAUCGAUUCUAAAUUAUGUUUCAUGGGAAUUAGUAGAGGAACCCUCAAAGCACCAAUUUUCGGCCAUGUUAAUUCCGUAAUCGAAUCAAAUCUUAAAAGCCAAGUAAAAAACUCAUUUGUGCUCUAUCAAGUUAGAAAAUCAAAUCAAAAGAGAAACUAACAAGGAAAACCCUGUCUUGCCUACACUACAAAGGAUCUGAUGGAGUACAAAGUGAAUUAACUCUACAAAACUCGUUCUCCAGGUAAUCUGAUACAAGCUGAACUUUAGUGUGAAGAGUAGAGAAUCGGGCACGGAGUCGUUUGGGUGACAAACGGAAACUAGUUAGUCGCAACAUUAAGACUACAACACAUUGUUCAACUACUGCAAGCUUCCAGAACAGUUUGUCUAUCUAUAAAUAUCCAUAAGUUAAAAAUUCCUUUCACAUUUCUAUCUUUUCUUGCUUUUGGACUGCCUAAUUGAACUGAUAAAGCAUUAGAAGUUUACAUUAGUAGAACAACCAGGAGCCAGGUUAUAACACGAGGUUAGAAGCUAAUUUACAUUAUCGUUCGAUAGAUCAGACAAUUUUUGUACAUAUUAUUUCAAGUGCUUUCGCUAUAGUGUAUUAUUUGUCGAUUUAUAUAUAUAUAUACGAAUACACAAAACAUCUUAGAUACAUUUAAUAACUCAUUCUUCUCUAUUUAUCACAUUAAUGGUGAAAUUAUUAAAUUCAUUGUAGUCAAUUCUAUUGGCUUUGUUCUUCUUCUUACUGUACUCUAGGAUGUGUUGACAUGUCUAAACACUGUUCAAAGAGAGUAGAACUAUGCAAAUUUACAAUAUAUCGUUAUCAAUGCUGUGAAUCAUGUCAACGUUAUGUACAAAUGAUUUCAUCCACAAAAGAUUCUUUGAAAAACUUUCAAAACGAGAAAUUCUCUAAUAUAUUUUCUUAAUCAAUAGAAAGCAAUGCAUUUAUAC